ACCCCAGAGCCAGACACCGGUGAAACCAGUCGUAAUCUGAUUUCCAGAAUCGGCCAAAUAGAUUACGCAAUACUUGUGUAUGCGUUAUAUAUUUAUUUAAGGAUCAGUAAAUAUAAAUGUGUUUACAUAUGCUUACAGAGAACCUAGGGUUAGGGUUUCGGAUAUAGAAUUCAGAUUCUGGAUGGAGGAUGGUGAAGAGACUUUAUCGCAUGUCAAUGAACCAUUUAAUUUUGAAAUGAAACAGGAAAAAUUAGAAAAUGAAGAGAAUAAAACCACUGAGCAAUCCGUGUCGUUUUCUGAAUUGGAUGACUCGAAUUUAAGUAUAGGUGGAGAAAAUGUUGAUGCGGAUAUGGUAGAGGAGGAGAAAGAGAAGCUGCCUGCGGUGGCGGAAGUUGGAGAAGACGAAAAAGAGUCUGUUACGGAGAAAUAUGACGUAGCGGGACCGGAAUUGGAAGUGGAUGCCGUGGCGGAGCUUAUUAUGGAUAGUGGAGAAAAGAGCGUAUUCGAGAGAGUUGAUUCGAUGGUGCUUACGGCUGAAGAAGCGGGGGCAGAAUCAAAGGAAACUCUUGCUUUGGAGAGUGAAGUCGGAGGAAUGAAAGAUGGCUGUGAUAGGGGGGAGUCACUGCUUGCUUCGAAUGGUGAGGAAGAAUUGGUGCCGGUGAUGGUAGGUGAUGGAAGCAAGGUUAGUUCCGGCACAUGGGAAUUGAGUCCUCAUGCUCAGUUGGAUGUGAACGUAAUCCGUGAAGCGCCAGUGGAAAGAGAGGGAAUGGAAGCGAGGGGUCCAAAAGCCGCAGCUGAGAUAGAGGAGGAGAGAGGCAAGGGACAGCACAUUGAGAAAGAGGAAGGAGCUGAGCUGGAGCCAGAGAGAAUUCAAAUUCUUGAAAUUGAUUCGCGGACGUUAGUGGAAGCUGGUAUAGGCGGCAAGAAGGUUACAGAUAAGAUAAAUGAUUCAGAAGGUGGGACUACUGAGAAACUGUUCGGAACUGUAGAAAAAAAAGAUGAUUCUAAGACCAAAAUUGAGGUGGUGAAUUGUAGUGAAGGAGAGCAGGUUCACAAAUCUGAUGAUGCUAAGGGAAAUUUUGGCACUGACAUGAAUGAUAAGAGUGCAGCAGAUAGGUUGGUUGCUGAGGAGAGUUUGAUGGUCAGAACUUUAACGGAGGAGGAGAAGGAUAUCAGCGUGGAGGUUUUGAAAGGCGCGGAGUUAUCUGAGCUUGCAAGUGAGGCUGAAAUUGAGGAGGUAGAAGCAGUGUCUUCAGAGGAGAUUUCAGCAGGAGAUACUAAAAUGGAAACAGAGGCAUGCACGGAAAUAGAAAUGACAAGGGAUGACAUGGCCCAGGAGAUUCAAGUGGUUGAUUUACAAAUGGAAGCUGAGGUGGUGGAAAGGAAUGAUGGAAUUGAGACAAUCCCACCCGAGGAUGCAAAAAGGGACACAGAGGAAACAAAGAGUGAUUUGGAUGAGCCUGGUCAGGAGUUUGAUGAUCCACUGGCUGGAAUAAAAUCUGAAGAUGAAGCAAUGGCUGCAGAGGACACUGAAAUGGAGACUGAAACAGAUGUGGGUGAACCGGUGAAAUCGUCUGGAGAGAAGCAGAAGAGGGGGAGGAAUUCAAAAGGUCCCCAGGCCACAGCAAAACCUUCAGCUAGGAAGAAAGUGGGAGAGGACGUCUGUUUCAUUUGCUUUGAUGGUGGGGACCUUGUGAUAUGCGAUCGCCGAGGUUGCCCCAAAGCAUAUCAUCCUUCUUGUGUAAAUCGAGAUGAGGCCUUUUUCACCACUAAGGGUCGCUGGAACUGCGGUUGGCAUAUGUGCAGCAUUUGUGAGAAGAAUGCCCACUAUAUGUGUUAUACAUGCACAUAUUCCUCGUGCAAGGGUUGCAUUAAAGAUGCUGUUAUCUUUUGUGUCCGAGGAAAUAAGGGCUUCUGUGAGACGUGCAUGAGAACUGUUAUGCUAAUUGAGAACAAUCAACAGGAAAAUGUAUGUGCUUCCAUGACCUAUCUGCCUGUGUGUGUGGAAUUGGUCUGGGGUUUCGCAAUGUAUCAACUCUAUCUUGCUAAUGCUAGUAAUGGCAUUUGUCCCCAUGAUUCAAAUGCUCAAUAUUUACUACAUGAUUAUUAUAAAAAUUUUCUGCUGACGACUUUAGCAUAUUGCAGACUGAUAAAUAUACAAGGUUUUCUAUUCUGUCACACUUUUCUUAUUUCUUAUUUUGCUAUGCAGUGGUUGGAGUCAGAGGUUUCGCGCCUUAGCCAUCUUCGCGAUCGAGCUAGCGAUUUAGGUCGCAGGAAGGAGCUUAGAGAGUGUGUGGAAAAAUUACAACUUUUGAAGACCCCUGAAGAACGCCAUCGUAGACUAGAGGAAAUUCCUGAAAUACAUGCAGAUCACAAAAUGGAUCCGAGCUAUGAGUCUGACGAUGAUGGCAGUGAAGCUGACAACAGUAGACAAGAUUCUUUGACGAGAUCUAGAAGUUCUAGCUUUAACAGGAGAGGAAGAGGUCUUGUAUCUCCGGGAAGUGAUUAUAAUGCAAAAGAUAAUUGGAAUGGCUCAGAAAAUGUUUCUAGUAAGAAUUGGGAAUCGAGCAGAAACCUCUCAAGCAAGAGUAUGUAUACUAAUGCUUCUCAUUCUGGAGAAAUGGUAAAUGAAAAUGUACGGAACCAAGGAAGAGACAAGAACGUUCAAGAAUCUAAAUUUGUUGCUUCAUCUGUAACUUCAACAGUAUCUCUCUCAGAUGGUGUGGCAGAAACUGCUGUCAAGAUAAAUGAAACUGAAAAGGUUUGGCAUUACAAGGAUCCUUCUGGAAAAGUGCAAGGACCAUUUUCCAUGGUGCAGUUGCAUAAAUGGAACAAUACAGGGUACUUCCCUGUGGAUCUGAGAAUCUGGAGAACCACAUUAGAGCAAGAAGACCCUAUACUUCUUAGUGACGCAUUGGCAGGGAAAUAUCAGAGAGACUUACCGGCAGUUGACAAUAGAUUUCCAGCAAUUGAUUCUAUGCAUAAUCCAGUUAUCUCAUCAGGUCAUCCUGGUAAGGUUUCUGGAACGGCCUUGCAUCAAGAUAUACAAAGACCGAAUACUGAUCAAGACCCUAGGCACCCAAAACAUUCUACCGAAAAUUGGGUUGGAAAUGAUUUGACAAACCUACCAUCUCCUACUCCAAAACAAAAGAAUGCAGGAUGGACAGGAGAAGACGGGGUUCUUCUCCAUGGUGCAACUCAAUAUCCCAGUGGCAAUGAAUUGCUUCAUUCACCUACUCCUACAUUACCAAACACCUUGACAUACCCUUCUUCUGCUUCAGUUCUGAAGUCUGCUGUCCAAUCUAGUGGUGCUUUUACUCCAACAUUGAACUCUGAAAAAGGUAUUUUUGCAGGAAAUGUAGAUUCUCUACAAAUUCGGUCAAAUGUGAAUAGUGAACCACAUUCCAUACAGGCGCAUGGCCAUCUGCCCACUGUCGUCCAAUCAGAUGCUCUUAGUCUGAACCCUCGUGUUGAAACUCAUGGUUUGGGCAGCGUUCCACAGUCUGGACAAGGCCAGGCCCAAGGUUGGGGUGGCAUUACGUUGGAUGUUCAAAACUCUACUGGAAAUUUCUCAAACUCAAGUAUUGCAGCUAUGCCUCAACCUGAUUUGUGGAGACCAUCUACUCAGAGCAGUCUACCCAACAUGCUGCCCCGCAGUACACAAAACAUACCAUGGGGCAUGAGACCUGAAAAUCCAAACACUGGAUGGGGUAAUGUGCAGGCAAAUCCAAACACGGGGUGGGUAACUCCAACACCGAGAAAUACAAAUAUAAAUGUAGGAUUGGCUGUUCAAGCGACAGCUCCGGGAAAUACUUCUGGUUGGUUCGGUCCUUCAGGAAAUCCUGAAACUACUGUUGAAGGGCCGCUUCCAGGCAAUGUGAAUUCUGGUUGGGUUGCAACUCCAAGUUGGGGGGGUGCUCCAGUUCAAGGGCCAGUACCCGUACCUGAGAAUGGGUGGGGGGCACCUGGUGGGAAUUCAGGAUUUCCCAUUCAAGGACUAGCACGAGCAAACCCGAAUCAAGGUUUUGUUGCACCAGCUGGGAGCCAAGGUACGUGGGGAGGUGAACAAAACCACAAUGGAGGUCAAUUCUCCAGUCAAAGGGAAACGAGAGAUUCUGGUUUUGGUGGCAGGGGGACUACUUGGAGCAGACAGUCGUCAUUUGGCAGUGGAGGUUCUAGACCUUUCAAUACACGGGGCACAGUUUGUCCAUACAAUGCGAAUGGGAGAUGUAAGAAAGGGAUGAAUUGUGAUUAUCUACACACCUAAAUAGGAAAUUCAUAGCUGUCGUUCAUUGAUGGUUUUGUACAGUCAUUUAAUACUAGUGUUUCGACUUUUUACUGUAGCCACAGACCAUCUAGUUGUUUAAUAAAUUGGUACACAAGUUUUAUUAGUUAAUGCAUAUUUACUCCAGUAACAUGUCAA
This is a messenger RNA of Olea europaea var. sylvestris, 4423 nucleotides long. Its product is annotated as zinc finger CCCH domain-containing protein 19-like. Gene Ontology annotation, molecular function: metal ion binding; protein binding. The coding region runs from base 182 to 4267 and encodes 1361 amino acids. The record is from RefSeq and is a predicted model, not a curated record. Lineage: Eukaryota; Viridiplantae; Streptophyta; Magnoliopsida; Lamiales; Oleaceae. The transcript is spliced from 6 exons.